Messenger RNA from Myodes glareolus (Bank vole), 4248 nucleotides. Lineage: Eukaryota; Metazoa; Chordata; Mammalia; Rodentia; Cricetidae. The record is from RefSeq and is a predicted model, not a curated record.
UGAUCUCGAGCAGCGGGUUUCAUGGGGCUCCUCAGGAUUAUGAUGCCGCCCAAGUUGCAGCUGCUGGCGGUGGUGGCCUUCGCGGUGGCGAUGCUCUUCUUGGAGAACCAGAUCCAGAAGCUGGAGGAGUCCCGGGCGAAGCUAGAAAGGGCAAUUGCAAGACAUGAAGUCCGGGAAAUUGAGCAGCGACAUACAAUGGAUGGCCCUCGGCAAGAUGCAGCUUUCGAUGAAGAAGAUGAUAUAGUCAUAAUUUAUAACAGAGUUCCCAAGACUGCGAGCACCUCCUUUACCAACAUCGCCUAUGACUUGUGUGCGAAGAACAGAUACCAUGUUCUCCACAUCAACACUACCAAAAACAACCCAGUAAUGUCAUUGCAAGAUCAGGUACGCUUUGUAAAGAAUAUAACCACCUGGAACGAGAUGAAGCCAGGGUUUUAUCAUGGACACAUUUCUUAUUUGGAUUUUGCAAAAUUUGGAGUGAAGAAGAAGCCCAUUUAUAUUAAUGUCAUCAGGGACCCUAUCGAGAGGCUAGUUUCCUACUAUUACUUUCUGAGGUUUGGCGAUGAUUACAGACCAGGAUUAAGGAGACGGAAACAAGGAGACAAAAAGACCUUCGAUGAAUGUGUGGCUGAGGGCGGCUCAGACUGCGCUCCAGAGAAGCUCUGGCUUCAGAUCCCAUUCUUCUGUGGCCACAGCUCAGAGUGCUGGAAUGUGGGAAGCAGAUGGGCUAUGGAUCAAGCUAAGUAUAACCUAAUUAAUGAGUACUUCCUGGUGGGAGUGACUGAAGAGCUGGAAGACUUCGUCAUGUUACUCGAGGCCGCUUUGCCCCGGUUUUUCCGGGGUGCUACAGACCUCUAUCGUACAGUAGGAAAGAAAUCCCACCUGAGGAAAACCACAGAGAAGAAACUGCCCACCAAACAAACCAUCGCAAAGCUGCAGCAGUCUGACAUCUGGAAGAUGGAAAACGAGUUCUAUGAGUUUGCCCUGGAGCAGUUCCAGUUCAUCAGAGCCCACGCUGUCCGUGAGAAAGAUGGGGACCUCUACAUCCUGACACAGAACUUUUUCUAUGAAAAGAUUUACCCGAAGUCGAACUGAGUACAAGUGUGGCCAAAGCAGUCUUGAACCUGAACUGGGCUCCGUCGUCACCUUGUCCUCAGCUCCCCACCUGCUUUGCUGUUAACGUGUCCGAGCCCGUUCCCGUUGGGCUGAGAUAGGAAACAGACAUGAAUGUCAACUAACUAGAUGCUGGAUGGGAUGUCAGUGUUCUAAGGAGUUUUUAAGUGUAAGGCAUUGAUAUAUUUUUGUUAUUUUGUUUUUAUUUCCGUGAUAAUUAUAAUCUCCUCCCGGUGAGGGAGACCUCACAUCACCUAAAAUACACCCAUGCAAGUUGAAUCAGGAGGCUGAAUACCAUUUCAGAAGAGGUUCUAUGAUUCUCUUGCUUUGAUAAAGCCUUUUUUCACCUCUCUUUGGAUGAAGAUGAAUCUGUUUGCCACUUCACCUUCUAGAGGUUUGUGUUGCACACCUCUGCUGGAUAGUGCUAAUAACUUUGCCAUUAUCUGAUUUGUUUCUGUGAAUUGGGUCUCACAAAGUUUAUUGGAGUGUUUGAUCAUGGUUUCUCAGAACUAUUUCUGCUAUAGUUGGGUUUUCCCAUAUUUAUGUAGGCUUUAUAUUUUGGAUGAUCAUUAGUGUUAAAGAAAUCAUCUUAAAACCGUGAAUAACACUGUAAAAAAAGACAAAAUGCUAAAGCAGUAUUCCUGAUUCCUGUCUCCCCAGUAUCUAAUAUUGGGGUGCAAUUUCUAAGAAUGUUGGCAUUAUCUGAAGCUUUCUUAAGGAUUUCCACACAUUACUAUCAAAAAGUGAGUUUAGUAUUUGUUUCGCUAUGAAUUGUCUGUAACCCAGUACACUGAAGUGUCGGUGAUCCCAUAUGGUAUGCGAUCCGUCGGUGAGCUGUGAUACGGUAGGAUUUUCCUACUUCUGGACUUUUACCUGUAGACUAUUUUUACUACGGUGCUUUAUAAUGUGUUUUAAAGCAUUGCAUUUACAAAAGAAAAAAGGAAAAUGCUGUAAAUAUUGCAUAUUUUAUGUAUUUGGACCAAAAAGUUACAAGUAAGUAGACAGAAGUGGUUUUGCACCAAUUUUAUUAUGUCGAGUAAAGUCAUCAGACCUACUAUUCUUGUAUUUCUCAUUUAACUUUACUGUUACGAUGUCACUGAAAUGAACUAACGUAGCCUUCCAGUUUUGAUAGAGAACAUUACUCACCCCGAGGCAUAGCGCUAAUGAAAGAGCACUAGACAGCCUAACCAUCUCAUCACUGGCUCCCGCGCUGUCUUCUAGCUGUGUGAUGUUAGGCAGUCACUUAGCCUCUCUCUGCCUUCAGUUUCCUUAUCUUGAGAUCAGGAUACUACUGGCUGCUGUGUCUACCUCACAGGGCUGUUGUGAGGACUAGGCUGGCAAGGUGAGAGCACUUUGGAACUGUCAAGUGGUGUUUAAAUGGAACUAUCACUAGCAUAUAGUUUCAUACUAUCCAUUCUUUUAACAAUGGAAGGGAAAAUCCACUCUUAAGCUUUAUGAGAAAAAAAAAAACCUUUAUCUUGGUAUGUUUGUGUUUGAUAAAUAUCCUCUCCAUGUUUUAUCUUCUGUGCUUCAGCAACUACUGAAAUGUGAAACACUUGUGAACUCUAGCGACUCAGGAUCUUUCUUAGCUGACGAGGAGCACCAAACUCUUCCUCAAACUUGAAAGACGUCCCUGUUUUGAUUUGACCUUGUCUUUUAAAAAUGGUGACCGUUUUACACCUAUGGUCUCUAAAGUGUGCUUUGUAGAGUUUAAUUUUUCAUAUUAAUUCUUCACCUUCUCCCUCUGCAGAUUCAGAAUUCAGAGUCCUCUCAGCCAGACUUUUCUAAAGGGCAGUACCUACUUGUAUGUUUAAACUUUCCUGCACAGCACCUCAUCAAACAAAGCUUUUUCAGUAGAAGGCUUUAAAGGUUAUCUAUUGUUUAAUAAGAGGGGCAAAAAGCACUGCAUCAGAAAACACUUCUAAAGACGAAAGGAGUGACAGUGUCACCCUGCCCACCAACACGAAAAUGUUUAGAGAACAUAGCUGCGCUUUUUCCUUUCCUCCCUACCUCUGCUUUCCUCCUUACCCCUCCUUUCCUCCUUACCCCUCCUUUCCUCCCUACCCCUCCUUUCCAGCAAAAGUUUCCAGGUAGCUGCUAAAAACAAAGGUUUUUUUUUUAUUUUGUUUUUUCUUUUCUUUUCUUUCUUUCUCCUUUCUUUCUUUCUUUUUCUCUUUUUCCCCCAAAGCUAAAGAACCACUUCCAGGUAUACAUUUGGCUGUUGAGUAAAUCUGAGGUUAUUUAGGUAAUUAGGGUAACACUUAGUUUAGCUGGGGCAUUGUAACCUGUCCUCGUAAAAGACUAGAGGAAAUCAGGCAUCUGUCGCUGCCUCUCAGCUCUCAGUAUUGUAGGGAAACUUCACAGACAAUAUAGAGACCGAUGACCAUGGUUGUAGCCCAGUUAAACCUUAGUUUACAAAACAGACAACAUCCUGAGUGUGGACCAUGAGCUGCAGGCCCCUGUGCUGUGAGGAGUCAUCACGGGGAAGUCGUGUCUGUGUCUGACCCAGUUUCCCAGUGGGUUUCUGUACCACCCAGAGCUCCCAGAUUCCGACCCAAGAACUGUGUUCUGCCUCAGUCACACCUGUGGGUCCUUCCAUUUUAUGUCCAUCGCUUCCAGAUGACCACUUUUUCCUAAUUUACUCUUUUUGGAGUGAAUGGGUUCAGAGUGUCCUUUCCAAGGACUGAGAAAAGGUGGAUUUGCUUCUGUUUGAUUCAUUUUAGUCCUAGGAGUCUGAGUCCCUAGAGUAUAUAACUUUAUAAUCAAAUAGAUAGAACUUCUGAAUCAAUGUGUAUUUUUUAAACAUGGCAAAUGUGCUUUUCCUUUUUUUAGCCUUUGUGUUUUUUCAAUAAUUUGACCAUAGGGAGAUUGUUUUUAUAUGAUAGUAAAACAAAUUAACAAAUUUGAAUUUUGAAGAUAAUGUAUAUGUGUACAUGUAUCUAUAUAUCUAUGUUUAUUUCUUAUGAGACAAGAGGUAGCUUUGUGUUCGACUUGUACCAGCUGUUUUCUUAUUGCUGUGAAAUGGCAAGUGUUGAUAAUCAUUGUGUUUUAAAAUGUAGUGGGAGGAUAUAUUUUGUUUUUACCGGCUUUAUUCUGUAAAGUGUCCCUUAAAUAUAUCUGAUAGCAACACUUGAA